AUGAACUACCAAGUAUAUCAACCCGUGCUGGCUCCGGACCAGAAACGCUCCCUCCCUCUCACCCGCGAGAAGCCCCAAGUAUAUCAACCCGUGCUGGCUCCGGACCAGAAACACUCCCUCCCUCUCACCCGCGAGAAGCCCGCAGUAUAUCAAUCCGCGCCAGCACCGGAUCAGAAACGCUCCCUCCCCCUCACUCCCAAGAAGCCCCAAGCAUACCAAUUCUCCCCUCUCAUCCCCAAGAAGCCCCGAGUAUAUCAACCCACGCUAGUUCCGGAUCAAUCCGCGCUGGCUCCGGACCAGAAAUGGUCCCUCAACCCCAUCCCCAAGAACUCCAAAAUAGAACAACCCGCGCCUUCAGCCCGACAUCGCUCCCCAUUCUCAGCUGCCCCGAACAAUCACAUCGUUGAAUCAGUGCCAACUUCAAGUGCUAACCUCGAGGAUGGCUCUGGCCCCAGCGGCGGUCAUCGUUCUAUAAAGAGGGAUGGCAAAAAACGACUACACUCUCGUAAUAAGUCUAAGCGAGUAUAUCCCUCGACUAUGGGCUCCUUAUUGGUCUAUAUCGCCCGAACCUAGUGUGUCUACCAAAUAACCACGCCGUGGUAUUAAGGAGAUCUCAGCUAUUCCGACAGUAUGUGAAGAAAAUACUCCAACCUUACCUUUGUAGGUCGGACCGAGCCCUUUCCAUGGAGUCGAAGGGGAGAGUGGCGACCCUUGAGAGUAUUUAGGCACCGAGACUCGAAAUCUGGGCGCGAAUACUAGUCUUUGCUCCUUUGAUCCGUGGUGCGUUCAAGUGUUGCCUUCAUGUCGUGCGGCGAGUAUGCAUCAUGCGGAGGCUCAGCCUCACGUGACAUGCGGCGAAGGUGUUAGGUAGAAGUUUGCCUUGGUACACUCACCCUCAAAGUCAGGAGUAUGCACAGCCAUAAGGCAUCAUCGUUCAAGCACGAGGUACUUGUUCCGGGAUUCUCGUUCAUAGUCGUUAGUCCAAAUGACCUUGAGCAGUGGUAUAAGAAG
Mytilinidion resinicola is the source of this 1011-nucleotide messenger RNA. RefSeq lists its product as uncharacterized. The transcript has a single exon. The record is from RefSeq and is a predicted model, not a curated record. NCBI's taxonomy places the organism in Eukaryota, Fungi, Ascomycota, Dothideomycetes, Mytilinidiales, Mytilinidiaceae. The coding region runs from base 1 to 573 and encodes 190 amino acids.